AUGGCAGGCCGCGGCAAUAUGUAUGGGCAGAACCAGCGCAACGGUGCCAACCUCUAUGGCCACAGCGCCUACGCCAACGAGACCUUGCAGUCAAUGCCAUCGUCGUCCCAGCCACCGCCCGAAGCCCGCGGCCGAAGCUACGGUGGCGGCCAGAGCUCGUUCAACCCCUUCACCCACGAAGGCCAAGGCCGGUAUAACAACCCGUACGAGCAGCCGCCGCCGCCAACGUCGCAGACGAUGCAGAUCAACCAAGGCAGCGGGUUUCACUCGAUGGGCCAAGGCCACCACCGCCGGCGUGCUGAGCCCGCCGAGAAUUACGAGGUUGUCUCGACGAGCUACCAGCCGCCAGCGUCGGAAAAUGGCUACGGCAGCUACGCGCCAAUAGAGCCACAGGGGUAUGGCAGCUACGGCUAUGAUCCAAGCUACGGGCAGACGUCACCAGGCGAGUACCAGCCGUCGUACGGUGCGUACUCGCAGGGCAGCGAAGGCUACAGCUACCCAGCGUACGGCGAGGCAGUCAAGCACCAGCCUGUGGACGCCGGUGGCAACAACAACUUUAGCAGCCCCAGCGACUAUUACUACGCUACGCGUCCUCCGUCGGCGAGUCCCAUGCCCGAGAUGGACCGUCCGGUGUCGAGUAGCUCUUCUGUGCACUCUCGCCCCGUGUCGAGCUCGAGCCGCAGUGCCCUUGGCUCGGCAGGUGCCUCCAUGGCCAUGCACUCGAUCCCCCACGUGGAGACGCACCAGUACGUGCCCAAGCUACAGCAAUCGCUUGACGAUCCGAGCCGCACAUACGACAAUAACGCCAAGCCCGCGCCGCAGCUCUGGGGUGGGACUGGCAACUUUGGCCACUCGACCAUCACACCUACGACCAUCAACUUGGCACUGCGUUCAAACCCUCAGAUUCGCAUGCGCUUCAUCCUCCGCACUUCCUUCUACACCAUGAUCCAGCUCCUCUCGCUCGCUCUUAUGUCGACAGCCAUCGCCGCGGCGUCCCCGCCUACGGAAUGCGGCUCUAAGUGCCUCUUUAGCUCGCUUCCCGCCUGCGCGGGCUGCGGCGGCGUCACCGAAAGCGGUGGCAACAACUUCAACAACGUUGGCGGCAACGACGUCCCAACGCCGAUGCCUUCGGUGCCAACGCCGAUGCCGUCGGUGCCGACACCAGUGCCGUCGGUGCCGACACCAAUGGCCUCAGUGCCGCAUCCUGCUCCGUCCGUGCCCGCCACCAACGGUGUGCAAGGCGGUGGCCAGGGUAAUGCACCAGGCAUGAUGCUGAACCAGCCGAUGCUUACGGGUCUUGCUAACGCUGGGAACAUGGGGGGCUUCUCGGGGGGCGUCAACACUAACAACGGGCUGGGCAACUCGAACGGCUUUGGCAACUCGAACGGCUUUGGCAACUGGAACGGCUUUGGCAACUCGAACGGCUUUAGCAACUCGAAUGGCGGCUACAUGAACGGCCCCUCGAGCCCGCGCGGUCGUGACUAG
This is a messenger RNA of Saprolegnia diclina VS20, 1485 nucleotides long. RefSeq lists its product as hypothetical. Bases 1 to 1485 code for a protein of 494 amino acids. NCBI's taxonomy places the organism in Eukaryota, Oomycota, Saprolegniomycetes, Saprolegniales, Saprolegniaceae. The transcript has 11 exons. The record is from RefSeq and is a predicted model, not a curated record.